GUAAAAAAAUCUUAACACUUUGCAUAUAUCUCAAAUAAAUUACUACACUUAGAAUUUAGAGCAUAGAACACUCCACACACCACCCCCUUUUUCCUAUUUAUACAAUUCCUCAACUCAAUUCUCAAGCUUGCCACUCUCCCUUCAUCUCUCCCCCUCUCCUUCCCGGCCGUGUCGACGACAUGGUGAAGUUCUCGAAGGAGCUCGAGGCUCAGCUCAUUCCCGAAUGGAAGGAUGCGUUCGUCAACUACUGGCAGCUCAAAAAGCAUGUCAAGAAGAUCAAACUAUCAAGAAAACCAAAGCAUCUCCCCAACACUGCCACUAACUACGACUUCGGCUGCUCCAUUUUCGACCCCGUUCGAGCCCUGGCCCGAAAACUGGCUGGCGACACCGCCCAUGGCGAAGCCCGUGAAAUUAUUCAGGUCAAAAGUAGAGUUGCGACCGGAGACGGAGAAGAAGAAGACGAGGUUUAUGAAACUGAGCUUGAUCAACUAUUUUCCGAAGAACAUGAGGUUAAAGUGUUUUUCGAAAUGUUAGAUGAAGAACUUAACAAGGUGAAUCAUUUCUACAAAAGCAAAGAGACUGAGUUUCUUGAAAGAGGGGGAAUAUUGAAUAAACAGCUCCAGAUUUUGCUUGACCUCAAGCGGCUCGUCGCCGACCGCCGUCGCAAAAAUUUUGGCGGCCAAAACGGCGGUGGAUCGGGGCUUCUCUCCCGGUCCGGCUCAUCCUUGGGCCGAAACUCGGACUCAUCAGGUUUAAAUCGUGUAAAUCAGUAUUCUGUGGCAUGCAGUUCGCUGAAUAUGGUCGCCUUCACAAAGAUCCUCAAGAAAUUUGAUAAGGUGACCAAUCAGCAAGCUUCAGCCAGCUACCUCAAAGUAGUAAAAAGAUCUCAUUUCAUUAGCUCUGAUAAGGUGGUGAGAAAUAUGGAUGAAGUGGAGUCCUUAUUCACGCAGCACUUUGCCAACAGUGACAGAAAAAAAGCAAUGAAAUUUUUGAGACCCCAACAGCAGAAAGAUUCACACAUGGUUACCUUUUUUGUUGGGUUGUUCACGGGCACAUUUGUGACAUUAUUUAGUGUUUACGCGAUACUGGUUCAUUUGAGCGGUAUGUACUCGGCUGGAACAGAAGCGACUUAUAUCGAGACUGUCUACCCUAUUUUUAGCAUGUUUGCAUUGGUGAGCCUGCAUUUGUUCAUGUAUGGAUGCAACUUGUUGAUGUGGAAGAAAACAAGAAUAAACUACAACUUCAUAUUUGAAUUCCUGCCUUCCACUGCCCUCAAAUAUAGAGAUGCAUUCCUCAUAUGCACCUCUCUCAUGACCGCCGUUGUCGGCGCCAUGGUCGUCCACCUCAUCCUGCUCGCGGCCGGCUUCUCACCCCAACAAGUUGAUAUCAUCCCCGGCAUCCUCUUGCUGAGUUGUGUUUUGCUUCUGAUCUGCCCAUUGAAUAUCUUCUAUCGCCCAACCAGAUUCUGCUUCAUCCGAGUCAUCCGCAACAUAGUCUGCUCCCCCUUUUACAAGGUUUUGAUGGUAGAUUUUUUCAUGGCUGAUCAACUCACUAGUCAGAUUCCGUUGUUGAGGCAUAUGGAAUCAGCAGCAUGCUAUUUUCUAGCCGGAAGCUUCAAGACUCAUCGCUACGAGACUUGCAAGUCCGGGAAGAUGUAUAGAGAACUCGCCUAUGUCAUCUCCUUCGCUCCCUACUACUGGAGAGCUAUGCAGUGCGCGAGGAGAUGGUUCGAUGAGAAUAACGUGGAGCAGCUUGCUAACCUUGGCAAGUAUGUCUCGGCGAUGGUGGCGGCCGGAGCAAGGUUGACCUACGCCAGGCAGCCCACGCAGGCGUGGAUGCUGGUGGUUUUGGUGACGUCUGUCGUGGCUACGUUGUACCAACUCUAUUGGGACUUUGUCAAGGAUUGGGGGCUUCUCAAUGCCAAAUCCAAGAACCCAUGGCUCAGAGAUGACCUAUUGCUCAAGAAUAGAAGCAUUUACUAUGCAUCCAUUGGAUUGAACUGUGUCUUGAGAGUGGCAUGGGUGGAGGCUGUGAUGAAAUACAAUCCCGGGGUGUUGGAGUCGCGUCUCAUCGCCUUUCUGCUUGCUUCGCUGGAGGUCAUCCGGCGCGGCCACUGGAACUACUACAGAUUGGAAAAUGAGCAUCUGAACAAUGUUGGGAAGUAUAGAGCAGUGAAGACAGUUCCUCUGCCAUUCUCUGGGAUGGAUUCUGAUGGGUGAAGUUGAAGAAAAGUAUAUAUGUUUGAGGGAAAGAGAUGUUAAAGCAGCUACUGAAAAGAUUCAUGGAUUAAAGAGAUUGUGAAUGAAGGAAUCCACAUCUGUUCAAAUCAUAUUUCACAAUGUAAAUUGAGCACUUUUCCUAUGGGGAAAUAUCAGCAUAAAUGUAUCUUUCUAUUUUUUUGCUUCAUGACUUUGUAAUCUCAUCAUUUGACUUUGUAAUCUCAUCAUUUGAGUUGCCAAUAAAUUAGUUUACUGCACCAA
Molecule: messenger RNA, 2480 nt
Organism: Salvia hispanica
Lineage: Eukaryota; Viridiplantae; Streptophyta; Magnoliopsida; Lamiales; Lamiaceae
Source: RefSeq, a predicted model, not a curated record